This is a messenger RNA of Brettanomyces nanus, 1212 nucleotides long. RefSeq lists its product as uncharacterized. Bases 1 to 1212 code for a protein of 403 amino acids. NCBI's taxonomy places the organism in Eukaryota, Fungi, Ascomycota, Pichiomycetes, Pichiales, Pichiaceae. The transcript has a single exon. The record is from RefSeq and is a predicted model, not a curated record.
AUGUCCGGUGAUGCAACAAGUAACGAAUGUGUCCCUGUGACAUUUUAUACUCUUCCGAAUACUUUAUCAAGUAUCUUCACCUUGUAUCUCACCCUACACGACAGAAAUAUUGGAGCCAAACUUCCAAACGACGAAACUAUUUUUGAACUCUUUGCUGAUAAGUCUAUUCGAAAUAAGUCCUUGCAUUUUGAUGAAUACCAACAGUUUCUAGUCGACUUUUAUGAAGAGGAAGUGGCAGCAAUGAUGAUGCCGAAUUCUGAGUUCAUCCAUGUGUUCAGUGAAGGGAUUCUACGAAUGUCAUCAGAAUCCUCCCUGGUACAGUAUUCCAUGUUGGCCUUGUCAUCACGUGUUCUAGAGCAGUUUUCUGACCAGUUUCAAGGUGAGUAUACGCUCGAUUACUAUACCAUUGCUUUGGAAGAACUAUCUACAGUGUUGAGAGGAGAAGACAAAACCUUAACUGAAGACGCUAGAAUGCAUAUCAUUGCCAGUGCUAUCAUGCUUGGAUACUUUGAAGUACUGAGUGUCGACCCUAGUGAGUUGGCAUCUAGAUUUUCCAAUUUCUUUGGUUUUUUGAAGAGUCUGAUCCCACUCAAACCAAAUUUUGCCGAAAUUGUGAUCAUUGAGAGUGCCAGAUUGCUUCAAAUCAUGACUUUCGAGUUCACCAAUAGUGUUUCUGUAUCUGAUGAAGAUUUUGCUACUCGCACGGUAAUGUCGCCAUACAGCCAAAUCGUCGGGAUUGUGAUUAAGGUAGAAAGGCAGAUCAAGUUGGGAUGCUCAGAAGAAUCCUGGAACCAACUGUGGAUGGAAUUAGCCCGGUGGAGAUCUAAUCUACCGGGGGAAUAUUCAUCUGCUAUUAAUGGCAGCAGGGAAUCGGUAUUUCUGAGUCAGCAGGUUCUGGGUUCCAUACUGUUGUACUUCAUGGCCCAAUUAUCAUUGAUACACCAGAAGCCCGUUGGAAUUCAAGUGAAAGAAACCUUGAAUGGUAUUUCUGAUGAGUCAAUUUGCAUUCUGCGGAAUUUCAUGAGUUGGAAGAACAGAUUUAGCGUCGGUAAUCUAUUUAUUGCAUUUCAUUGUAUCAAAAAACUAUUAGAUACGGUUAAGGAAAAGAAGGUACCUAUGAUUGAGAUUCUAAAGGAAACUGAGAAAUGGAGCCAUUUAGUCUUGCUCAGAUGGCUUCUUAAAGGGGCAUUAUUGGAGCAAGAUAAAGUUUAG